This is a messenger RNA of Fusarium tjaetaba, 1404 nucleotides long. RefSeq names its product Ion channel regulatory UNC-93. Lineage: Eukaryota; Fungi; Ascomycota; Sordariomycetes; Hypocreales; Nectriaceae. The transcript is spliced from 10 exons. The record is from RefSeq and is a predicted model, not a curated record. The coding region runs from base 1 to 1404 and encodes 467 amino acids.
AUGGCCGACAAUAAGACCGUAGUUUCUCCCUCUGACAGUGCUCCAUCACCCCAGUCUUCGGUGCGAGCUGCUUAUAUGAACACGACAAGAGAUGUUCCGAGGUGGAAAUACAUAUGGCAUCACAGUUUGACCCAGAUGAUUCUUCUGAGCAUUCAGGCUUUCUGUGGUCCUGCCAUGUCGGAUGCCAUUGCUGGUCUCGGCGGCGGUGGUCUUGCAACUCCCCAAGUUUCCAACAUCUCCACCGCACUUCGAUAUGCUGCCCUUGCCUUCACCUGCUUCAUGGGAGGGCCUAUCGUGAACAAGAUCGGAGUCAAAUGGGCUUUGUAUCUCAUCCUUAGUGGCGCCAUCGGUGGCAUCGGUACGGGCUGCUGGUAUGUCGCCGAAGCUGGUGCCAUCAUGACUCUUGCUCCUUCAGGAGCACGAGGUAAAUAUCUGGCACUCUGGAUUGUGUCGCGAAACCUUGGCCAGCUUGUUGGCGGUGCAAUCAAUCUGUCGAAGAACCAUGAGAAAGGUGUUAGUGGUGGAGUCACUCCCGACACUUACAUCGCCUUUCUCAUCAUUGAGUGCCUAGCCCUGCCGUUUGCAUUCAUGAUCACCCCAUUUGAGCAUGUCAUUCGAUCGGAUGGCACCAAGAUCGUUACUACCGAGACACUCUCCACCAAGCUUGAGGUCAAGCGCAUCGCGAAGACCAUGACCUCGCGACUCAUCAUUCUGUCGUCGAUCUGGGCGGUCUGGUCUUUCUUCUACAGCGGCUCCUGGUCAACUUAUCUCGGCAUACACUUCACCGUUCGUGCCCGAGCACUUUCAUCGCUCAUCUCGCCAUUCUUCUGCAUAUAUGGUGUCGGCUGCUUUGGCCUCGGCUUCAUUCUCGAUGCUAAGAAGUUGGCACAACGUCGCCGCGCCCAGAUCGGCCUCUAUGCUGUUGUCAUACUCAACGUCGGAGUGUAUAUCUGGUCCAUUAUCAUGCAAGCUCGAUUUGACCGCAAUGACCCAGGAGCUAUUGACUGGGACGAUAGCCUCUUUACUACCUCUUUCUUGCCCUAUUUCUUUGUACAGACCACAGGACCCUUGUCUCAGUCGUACAUGUACUGGCUUCUGUCAUCGUUCGCGACCGAUGCUCAAGAGAAUGUUCGAAAUGGAGCUGCGUUCCGCUGUCUUGAGGCGAUUGGCCAGGCUAUUGCAUAUGGCAUGAACACUCAAACGAAGAGUGAUCCGCUCGUUGGAUUCUGUGUUACCUUUGGCUUGUUAGGCGCUUCGCUUCUGCCCAUGAUCAUGCUCGUCAACACCACACCCGACAGGAUCCCUGCAGACGAGAUUGCGGAGCAACAGGCAGCACUCGGAGAGAAGUUUGCAGACAUCGAAGGCCAGGCUGUGAACAUGGAUGGAAGCUCUACUAAGAAAUAA